Camelina sativa (false flax) is the source of this 1759-nucleotide messenger RNA. Its product is annotated as pentatricopeptide repeat-containing protein At5g27460. Gene Ontology annotation, cellular component: mitochondrion. The record is from RefSeq and is a predicted model, not a curated record. NCBI's taxonomy places the organism in Eukaryota, Viridiplantae, Streptophyta, Magnoliopsida, Brassicales, Brassicaceae. Gene Ontology annotation, molecular function: protein binding.
AAUGACAAAUUUAUAUGAAUUCGGAGUCACAAUUUAUGACUUGGGCUUUUCAUAUUACUCAACAGCCCAAAUCCACGACUCUCACUUGACGACAAAAAUAAAAUACAUCCCACUCUCACCGUCUCACUUAGGAGAAAGACCCACCGAACCAGACUCGGACUCGCGGCUCCAAUGCUGAUUCGUUGCGUUGCGAAGACGAUAUUUCCCAGCGCCGGCGUAGCAGCAGCGAGGCUCGUAUCUUCACUUGCUGAUGGUUUGGAUACCGUAGUAGUACCUCACCGGAAGGAGAUACUGAGAAAGACCGGUCGACGACGCAGCGUUCCCUCUCUGCUUCAGGAACGGAUCGACUCUGGCCACGCCGUCACGUUAUCCGAGCUCCGGCUAAUCUCCAAGCGUCUCAUUAGAUCUAAUCGCCACGAUCUGGCACUCCAGAUGAUAGAGUGGAUGGAGGAGAAUCAAAAAGAUGUUCAAUUAAGUGCUAAUGACAUUGCCCUUAAACUAGAGCUGAUCAUCAAAGCUCAUGGUUUGAAACAAGCAGAGGAGUAUUUUGAGCAACUACUAGAUACUUGUGUGUCUAGCAGAGUAGCGAAAUCAGUUUACCUCCCUCUUCUUCGUGCUUAUGUGAAGAGGAAACUGGUUAAAGAAGCAGAAGCUCUCAUGGAGAAGCUGAAUAGAUUGGGGUUUCUUGUUACUCCGCAUCCGUUUAAUGAGAUGAUGAAGCUUUAUGAAGCUAGUUACCAGUUUGAGAAAGUGGUUAUGGUUGUUUCGAUGAUGAAAGGGAAUAAGAUACCGAGAAAUGUUCUUUCGUAUAAUCUUUGGAUGAAUGCUUGUUGUGAGGUAGAUUGUGUUGAGGGUGUGGAAACGGUUUAUAAGGAAAUGGUUGGUGAUAAGAGUGUUGAAGUUGGUUGGAGUUCGUUGUGUACUUUGGCUAAUGUUUAUAUUAAGUGUGGUUUUGAUGACAAGGCUAAGUUGGUUCUUGAGAGUGCGGAAAAGAAGUUGAAUAGAAGCAACAGGCUUGGAUAUUUCUUUCUCAUCACGCUUUACUCGUCUUUAGGGAAUAAGGAAGGAGUUGUUCGUCUUUGGGAAGCUUCUAAAUCGGUUGGUGAUAGGAUUAGUUGUGCGAAUUACAUAUGCGUGUUGUCAUCAUUGGUGAAAAUUGGUGAUCUUGAAGAGGCUGAGAGUGUCUUUAGCGAGUGGGAGGCUCAAUGCUUUAACUAUGAUGUCAGGGUCUCCAAUGUUCUUUUGGGUGCUUAUGUGCGUAAGGGAGAUAUCCUCAAAGCCGAGUCGUUGCACAGCCGUGUAUUGGAGAGAGGAGGUAAUCCAAACUACAAGACUUGGGAAAUUUUAAUGGAGGGAUGGGUGAAAUGUCAACAUAUGGAGAAAGCCAUCGAUGCUAUGCACAGAGCGUUUGAACUAAUGAAGGGGUGUCAUUGGAGACCAUCGCAAAACAUUGUCAUGGCAAUUGCCGAGUACUUUGAGAAGGAGGAGAAGAUUGAGGAAGCAACUGCAUAUGUUAGAGAUUUGCAUCGUCUUGGUCUUGCAAGCUUACCGUUGUAUAGAUUGUUGCUUAGAAUGCAUGAACACGCUCAGAUGCCAGCUUUUGACAUCUAUGAAAUGAUGAAGUUGGACAAAAUCCGAAUAGUUUUGUAACAAAAAGGUGAUCAAAGUGAAAGCAAAACUAUUUAUUUUAUGUAACAAAUGUAUAUAAUCUACAACAUGUUUUUACGAAAGUGAGUUUAACUAUUGUCAUUUCAUUUCU